Molecule: messenger RNA, 3048 nt
Organism: Schizosaccharomyces octosporus yFS286
Lineage: Eukaryota; Fungi; Ascomycota; Schizosaccharomycetes; Schizosaccharomycetales; Schizosaccharomycetaceae
Product: hsp16-like protein
Exons: 1
Coding region: 115-546 (143 amino acids)
Biological process (GO): protein complex oligomerization; response to hydrogen peroxide; response to salt stress
Source: RefSeq, a predicted model, not a curated record
GAGUAGGUAUAAAUGAGAGGCAUGUAAAAGUCAAUCGACAACAUCUACAAACAGUAUUAAGUUAUUAAACUGCUAUCUGAAAUUGACAACUGCUAUUGCUAAUCGUUAUUAACAAUGUCUCUCCAACCCUUCUUUGAAUUGCACCCCUUCCAAGACGUCUUUUCUGACUUUUUGAGUUAUUCUCCUCGUGUCCAACGCCAAAACCGUGUUGGUGAUUUGUCACCUGCCAUUGAUGUUCAUGAAGGCAAAGAUACCGUCGAGGUGGAUGUAGAACUGCCUGGUGUCAAAAAGCAAGAUGUACAGGUUCAUUACGAUGAAGGAAAAUUGACGAUUUCUGGUGAAUCUGUAAAUGAACGCAAGAGCGAAAGCGACAAAGGAAACCAAAGAUGGUCGGAACGUCGCUUUGGUUCCUUCUCUCGAACAAUCACCAUUCCAAACAGGGUGGACGCCGACCGCAUUGAAGCUCAAUUUAACCACGGUAUUCUAAGCAUUGUCUUGCCAAAGAUCGAAGAAUCUCGCUCGAAAAGAAAAAUUGCCAUUAACUGAUAUAUUAAUCGGAAUAGUGGUUUGACUGGGUUUAUGACAAUUUAUGUUUGCGACGAAAAUAUUAAUGCAUGCUUCUUUAUAUGACUCGUUGUUUUAAUGAAAGAUAAUUAUGUUCUAUGACUUAGAGAGUGUGGUGUUUAUGUUGGUGAAACCAAUAAAAGGAGUAGAAUCGUAAUAACUUAUUCAAAGCAAGUUAUAGUAAGCUGGUAUGAAUUCCUCCUUUUCUAUAUGAACUGUGUACAUUCCUUCAAUGAAAAUAAAAGUUCCUCGUUAACGAGACUAUGAAGUAUUAGUACGUUUUUAGCCGCUUCGAAAAAUUCCAUAAAGAUCAGGGGACAAUGCCUUGUCAUUAUACGGCAAUGAAGGAACUUACAUGGCUCCUUCAGUGUAAUUAUUCCAAAUAGGUGAAUACUAGGACAUAGUCAUUUAUCGGCUAUUGAAAAUCGGCAUUAUAUAACACACCUUGAGUAUGAUUGAACCUCUCAAAUGAAAAGUGAAUGUCAGCGUAUGACUAACGUAUAUGAACAAAAAUCCAUAUUCUGUUUAGAGACCCUCAUUUCAAAGACAUAUUAAAUUAUUAUACUUUCCUUGUCCAUAAUAAUAUCGAUAAUAAAGAGAAGGUCUAUGCUAGGAGUAAUAAUGAUCCAAGAGGAAACCCAAUUCUCGAACUUGAGCUUACAACUGAUUUAGGGAAAUUUCCAUCCAUGGAUCUUUGGCAGCAUCAACAGGUAAAUGGAAAGUAAAAGGAAUUCGUAACGAAGACAAAGAGAAAUGGAUAGGUAAAUUGUCAAAAACGCUGUAGAACAUAUCAACAAAGUGCUGGGGCUCCUCCUGAUAAAGUGAUAUAGCAAUGAAGAAAAAAGUUGACAAGUUAACGAUAGAUUUGGAUGACCUUAGUAAGUCCUAAGCUAGGAGGUGAUGAUAAUGUUGGGAUUUCAAUGACAAUAGGUCGCUGCAUCUGCUUAUUUAAAGAUUCCCUUUGGAUAAACAUAUAGCCGAACGUUUUUGUUUUGAAAGAAAAUAACUAGUUCCAUAUUCCUCCAUUGAACAUCUUAAAUUGUUUAAACACUUGCGGUGGAGACUUUUCAUGUACUGGUAUCGUUUGGGCUCAAGUUGUUAGAUGUAUAAUUACGGGUUUUACAUAGACAGAAAACGGUUUCUUUCCUCAAGAUAUUCCUCACCGUGGUAUUGAGUUCAGCUUGAUAUUUGCUUCAUUUGGUGCAACUCUGCGAUUAUACCUUUCACGCUGGUUUAACUCGCCAAAGUACUACAUGCCCUAUGGAACACUGAUGGCAAAUUUCUUGGGUACGUUCCUCAUUGUUAUAGUAUACAUGAUUCCUUGCAUCACGCACUGUAGACCCGUUCCAAAAGUGUAUUGUAUAAAUUUAAGAAUGGGUUUUGCGAUUGUUUGACAAAUUUAUCUACGUUUGUUAAUGAACUUUUAUAAUGUGCCUACAGAAGGAGCAUACAUUUAUUUUAUAUUGAGUGUUGUUGGAUUUUCGUUUUGCUCUGUCAUUGUUGUCGCUGGCGUAUGGGACAUUAUCACAAUGUUCGACAAUAUUCACAAGAAUCACAUAUUCAUCGUUUGCUUUAUUUGAUUUUCGUAACCUAUCUUCGUCUUCACCUUGACGUUUUUUCUUUGUUGAAGCGUAUUUUCUCAUUCAAUAAAAAGCUUUUGGUCAUUUUCCUUUUCGAUUGCCUUGGAAAAGAAAAUUGAAUAAUAAAUUUAGUAUAGUAUGGAGAGAACCACUUUGGCAUUUGAAAGAAGAACAAAAGCUCCUCUUUUCUUGAGCGACAACUGUGAACGAAACUUUCACUUUAUAUGAACAACCGCACUCUCAAGUCGGAAUCAUUUGAAUAUUAGAUUUCUUUCUAAAUAGAAUCUAUACUUCGUACUAAUAUAUUCCUUUUGGUAUGAUUUGAUCACUUUGUUUAUCAUAGUAUGUUCAUAAUACGUAUGAGGUUUCGUGCUAACGCUAAGCAUCUUAAAGAUAAUUUGCGAAUAUUAAAAUUGUUUCUCUAAAUGUACUAAUGAGGGACUAGUAAAUUCCGAAAAGCUUGUUUAGUGAUGAGUGAAAGGCGCUUCGUAAGUAAAUAAAUAAAAGGCUUUUUUAGUUUGUGGCAUAUAAGAAAACAAAUGCUGAGUGAAUUUCUAGAUCAUCAACAUCAAAAUCAAAUAGCAAAAGUCCAAUUGAAAGCAAAACUGGUAAAGACUAGGAAGGAAAAUUGAGCAGAACUGAACCUGCUUUUUAAACCGCUAUAUACUCAUACAAAUUUAUGAGAUGUGUUCGCUAUAAAAUUUUUGCAUUAAAUCCCCAUAACUUCUGUAUUUUCUUUGUAUCUUAUAUUAUAUCAUAUCCACGAAAGAAACAAUCUAUAGUCAUUCUGAAAGUUAAUCCAUCAAGUUUUAUUUUACUUUUUACAGAAAUCACCAGUUUUAUAGAUGACUGCUUAAAAAAUGAAUUGAAAUAGUUUAAUUGUGAAUAGAAAAACUUUAAUGGC